Melanotaenia boesemani (Boeseman's rainbowfish) is the source of this 3037-nucleotide messenger RNA. RefSeq names its product matrix metallopeptidase 28 (gene mmp28). NCBI's taxonomy places the organism in Eukaryota, Metazoa, Chordata, Actinopteri, Atheriniformes, Melanotaeniidae. The coding region runs from base 129 to 1715 and encodes 528 amino acids. Gene Ontology annotation, molecular function: zinc ion binding; metalloendopeptidase activity. Gene Ontology annotation, cellular component: extracellular matrix. The record is from RefSeq and is a predicted model, not a curated record. The transcript is spliced from 8 exons. Gene Ontology annotation, biological process: extracellular matrix organization; collagen catabolic process; proteolysis.
UGUACUUCUCCGGGCGGUUGAAUGAUCUCAGUGCUGGCAGGGAUGGAGACAGACUAUAAGCUACGUGCUCGCUGUCGCUGACAUCAAUGAAAGUCAACGAUGAGGACAGCCGCGGGAGCUGAGGAGAAAUGCGCGGUGUGGUGACUGUAUCUUUAUCCCGAAAUGAACCACCGACCUCCGGACGCGACAUGAGAGUCUGGAUCCUGACUGUAACAGCACUUGUCGCCGCUCACACCGCCCGGGUAUCGCCGCAGUUCGUGGACCCAGAGGAUUUUCUGGAAAAGUACGGCUACCUCCAUCAUGACCACUACAUCCACAAUGCAGCGGAGGUGCAGUCAGCCAUCCGAGAGUUCCAGUGGCUGUCCCGUCUACCUGUCACAGGGCAGCUUGACGGCGCCACCCUGAAGCAGAUGGCAGAGCCUCGCUGCGGCGUGUCAGAUGAAGGCAGCCAGCAGGUCUGGGCACAGAGAGUAAACGUCAUCUUUACUGGGAAGAAGCGACUGCUCCAUCGCAGGAGGCGCUCUGCUGCAAAAGCUGAGAAGUGGUACAAACGCCAUCUAACCUACCAGAUAGUGAACUGGCCUCGCCACCUGUCUCUGGGCUCUGUGCGGCUGGCGGUGCAUGCUGCCUUCCAGCUGUGGAGCAACGUGUCGGGCCUGGUCUUCCAGGAGGCCCCUGAAGGGACCGCAGACAUCCGGCUGGCCUUUUAUGAGGGGGAUCACAAUGACGGGGUCAGCAACGCUUUUGAUGGACCAGGGGGAACCCUGGCUCACGCCUUCCUGCCUCGCCGAGGCGAAGCCCAUUUCGACAUGGCAGAGAGGUGGACACUAAACGGACACAAGGGCCACAACUUGUUUAUGGUGACUGCCCACGAGAUCGGACACACUCUGGGACUGGAGCACUCCCCUGUGCGACACUCUCUCAUGUCACCGUACUACAGGAAACUGGGCCGGAGCCUGGUUCUGAGCUGGGAUGACAUCAUCGCGGUGCAGCAGCUGUACGGUAAGCCAUUGGGUGAUCGCCCCGUGAGGUUGCCAGGUCAGGUUCUGCAUGCUGCGCUGCAGGAGUGGGAGUUCACAGAGCUUCAAAAACAGCACGAGACCACCGGGCUGCCUCUCUACUGCCAGGGUGUCUUUGAUGCCAUCACCAUAGAUCAGAAUGAGACUGUGCUGGUGUUUCGUGGAAGUGUGUACUGGACAAUAUCGGCUGAAGGAAGUGUGAACGGACCACUCUCGCUACGUCAGCGCUGGUCUGACCUCCCUCAGGCCAUCGAGGCUGCUGCCUUCUCCCCACUGGACUCCAAGUGGUAUUUUUUCAAAGGAAAGCGGAUAUGGCGUUACACAGGCAGAGUGUUGGACCACAGCUUCCCCAGGAAGAGCAGUGAGCUGGGCCUGCCUCGUCACCCAGACUGCGCCUUCUAUUACGCUCCUUUGGGCCACAUGGUGCUCUUCAAGGGCUCCCGCUACUUUGUGCUUGACCUUAAAACUUUGCGCCAGGAGCCCUACUACCCCCGUAAACUGACAGAUUGGACCGGUGUGCCACAGGGGACCAACGGGGCGCUGACUCGUCGAGACGGGCGCCUUUACCUCUUCAAACAUCAGCGGUUCUGGAGAUUUGACCCAGUGAAAGUGCGAGUCACCAGAGAAGGCCGGUGGGCGAAGGAUCUGAGCUGGACUGGUUGCAGUAACAUUCCUCAGAGCAACAACAUCCUUUGACCAGCAGGGGGAGCUGUGAGAUUAAAAGUGCAAUUUGUUGAUUUGCUGUGUGUUAUGGAGCUGCUGAGCUGUCUCAGCAUGAACCUGAACUGAGCUGAUGUUGCAGCUCAAACUAGUUUGACACAAAUUGAUUUAAAUGUUUUAAAGCACAUUCAGUAUUUAUACUACUGAGCAAUUAAUAUUAUUUUAUGUAUUCAUAUUGUAUGUAUGUGUAAUUACUAUCUUAUUAAUUAGUUUAGAUACUGAUUUAAUAAGAUUAAAUAGUACUAGCUCUAUGCUUUGAAAACUAUAUUUUUUUCUUUUACACACUGACAAAAAACCCCAACAUUUUUUAGUAAUACAAGGAGUGUUUUCUUUUAUCUUUGCUUCUGCAAUUAAAUAUAAGGUUCAACGUGUGAUUGUUCGUUCUCUCUGAACAAGUAGCAGUAGCAAAAAGCUUGUGUAAGAAAUUAUUAGGCAUGUCACUAUUCUGCUAAUGUAAAAAAUUCUGCAUGUUUUCUGACAUCAAACAGAAAACAUACAGACAUCAAACAAAUAAUUGGAUUUGAUCAUUUUUAAAAACACCAAGAAGUGAAGCUGUAGCCUAAGAAGUGAUUAGUGCUUCACACUGAGGUAAGCAUAAUUAUACUGCAACGUAUAUAGAGCAGAUGGAAAUUUGUUGGAUCGGGUGGUUCAGGUAUGAGUUGCCAUCAACAAGGAUGGACUAGUUGAGUUUUUUUAUGCGUGUGUUUAUAAUAAAGUCCCAAACCAGCAGCCAGUCUCUAGAGGUUAAAGCGACAGUCCUAUGAUGACUAUGCAGAAUGAUGCUCCAUCACAUACAUUCACCUGACUGAUCUCUAAAUCAAACAUCAGACUGACAGUGAGGGAAGACGAUGCAUUGAACAGCAAUGUAAAGUUUUAGUUUCUGCUGGAGCUUAUGCUGAUCAUGAUUAACCGCUUGAGCUGGAAAAAUAUCUUGCUGCAUCUUAUAAUUCUGCUCAGGACUCUGAUGUUUCGAGAACUGUCCCCAUUCACAUCCGUGAGAGCAAAACAACGUAAUUUUGUUCUCGCAGCCUCAAGAACAAGAAAAAAGUUCUCACUUCUCGCAGAGUGUGUAACAGCCUAUGAAGCUAGCUCAUGUUUCCUUUGUGUAAUAUUUGCAUUUGAAGCUCAAUAACACGAGGAAAAUGAAUCUAUGUGACUUUUGGGACACAAAGUCUUUAUAAUUUUUAAAUAAUAUAUUUAUUUUAUUCAUUUGAAUUUUAAUUCCCACCCCCCAUGUACAACAGACACUUUGGAGAGCAGCCCAACAUGUAAAGCUGUUAAACUGCAUGUAAUCAAAC